This is a messenger RNA of Sebastes umbrosus (honeycomb rockfish), 8036 nucleotides long. It is a transcript of the gene hic2, whose product is annotated as hypermethylated in cancer 2. Gene Ontology annotation, molecular function: RNA polymerase II cis-regulatory region sequence-specific DNA binding; protein binding; DNA-binding transcription factor activity, RNA polymerase II-specific. Gene Ontology annotation, biological process: regulation of transcription by RNA polymerase II. The coding region runs from base 377 to 2101 and encodes 574 amino acids. The record is from RefSeq and is a predicted model, not a curated record. The transcript has 2 exons. Gene Ontology annotation, cellular component: nucleus. Lineage: Eukaryota; Metazoa; Chordata; Actinopteri; Perciformes; Sebastidae.
AGAAGAAGGCCUAACCAACCAGUGUGAACAUAUAUCCCUCCCUCUGUCUGUCUCUCUCUCUCUGCCAUCUUGCAGGUAACCAGGGUCCUGUGGCUGAGAAAGUGGCCAAACCCUCCACAAACCCUCCCACAGUGGGAUGUUUUCUCUGCUGCACUCUGGGCUGGUUUCUAUUCAAAUGUGGGUCAGGGGUGAGGAAGCCUAACGUCAUAAGCUUGCAACAUGGCGUCCUGAAAUGCUGUGAGAUGAGCAAGAGGAUGGUAAAGAACGCUUGAGAACGAUCCUACCGAUGUAAUAAGCUUCAGGUGGUGCUCGUGUAGGAAGAGAGAGAGAGAGAGAGAGAGAGAGAGAGAGCGAGAGAGAAAGAAGGAAGGUGGAAAUGGAACUGCCAAAUCAUGCCAAACAACUGCUGCUGCAACUCAACCAGCAGAGAGCCAAGGGCUUCCUGUGUGAUGUCAUCAUCGUGGUGGAGAAUGCACUCUUCCGCGCCCACAAGAACAUCCUGGCGGCGAGCAGCAUCUACUUCAAAUCUUUGGUCCUCCACGAUAACCUCAUUAACCUCGACACAGAGAUGGUCAACCCCUCUGUAUUCAGACAAGUUCUGGACUUCAUCUACACCGGGAAGCUCCUGUCCUCGUCGGAACAGAGCAGCGAGCAGAACUUCAGUGCCCUCUUAACCGCAGCCAGCUACCUCCAGCUCCACGACCUCGCUGCUCUGUGCAGAAAGAAGCUCAAGCGCAGUGGUGGGAAACCCCUGCCAGGAAAACCCUCCACUCCAGGUCCCCUCAGCCGCUUACGCCUCAACAACCAGCGCCUUUCCACUUCCACCCCUGCUGGCCCCAAAAACCACUAUCCUCCGACCCCCUCCGACGCCGACCAGCCACAGCCAGAUGAAGGCCUUCGGGACAAGCUCUCAGACGAUGAAAUGUUUGUCGGUAGCUCUGGGAGGAACGGCAACGGGGGGAACGGCAGCAGUAACGGUAACCUCAGCAGCGGAGGAAGUGCUGGGGAGCCAGACCUUGGACUAGACCUGUCCAAGAAGAGCCCUCCCUCUGCGGGCACAGCCAUGGAUGCCCUCAGCCCACACAGCAACUCCCAAGAGUCCCCUCAAUCUGCCUCAGUAUCCACAACCAACAGUGCCUCACUGGAUGACUCCUCUACCACCCUACCAGGUGGAGACACCGGCUCAGAGACCCCGGAUCUCAACUCCUCCUCUAAAGCGUCAGAGGAAACCCAAAACCCGCCCGAUGGCCCCCCACCACAGAAGAAAUCCCGGCAGGGUGCUCGCAAGAACGAGUGGCCCAAGAGAGAGGCGUCAGGGUUGAAGUCUGAAGAUCACGACAGACCCCUGGUUAACGGGGUGAUCGUGGGUCCUAAAGACGGCCGCUCCUCUGACCAGUCCUUCCAGUGUAAAGAGGAGGAAGAAGGCGGAGAGAACGGCCAGGAGCACACCGAUGAGAGCGGGCAAAGUGACGGAGAGAGUGCAGGAGGCGGAGGAGGAGGAACAGGAGGGGGACACAGCGCCAACUACGUGUACCGGCAGGAAGGUUUCGAGCCAGCAUUCGGAGACAACCUCUACGUGUGCAUUCCCUGUGGUAAGGGCUUCCCCAGCUCUGAGCAGCUCAACGCUCACGUGGAGACGCACAAUGAGGACGAGCUCUACAUCAAAGAGGAGGGAGGGACCUUCGUGAAAGAGGAAGACGAGGAGGAGGCAGAGGACCUCUCCGCCCCUGUGGGUCCUUCCAACUUUGGCUCCGAGGCGCGUCCGUUCAAGUGUACGGUCUGCAGUAAGAGCUACAAAGACCCGGCGACGCUGAGGCAACACGAAAAGAGCCAUUGGCUGACCAGGCCGUUCCCCUGCAACAUUUGCGGCAAGAUGUUCACCCAGAGGGGCACCAUGACGCGCCACAUGCGCAGCCACCUGGGCCUCAAGCCGUUCGCGUGCGAAGAGUGCGGCAUGCGCUUCACGCGCCAGUACCGUCUGACAGAGCACAUGCGCGUCCACUCCGGGGAGAAGCCGUACGAAUGCCAGCUAUGCGGGGGGAAGUUUACCCAGCAGCGCAACCUCAUCAGUCACCUGAGAAUGCACACCUCGCCCUCUUAGAAACGCAUCAAGCCAAAGAACUCUGGGAAUAGAAAACAAAAAAAAUACCUUUUUUCCAUCUCAACAGCAAAGAAACGCACAUCCACACGCUCACAGUUCUUCAUAUGAAUUCCAGUUUACGACGACGCCCCGGGCCGCGGUGGGCUCUUGGUGACGCUGGGAACUUGUUGAUGCAAGGAUCGUGUCAUCAUUUAUAUCAAAAGACGUCUGCUCACCUCUCAGGAGUUCUAGAGGGACUCCUGUCUCUCUCCAAAGUCACAAAGCCAUGGUGGAGUGGCACGACUUCUGUCAAAUGUGAAUGUGGCUACCGAUGUAAAGUCGAGCCCCCUCACCUCAUCCCCCCCUCAGCAGCCUUUCUCUCUUCUACCUUUUGAGUCUUUCAGAUUGUUCCUCAAACUGACUCAAACUCCAGAGUCCCCUCUGUACUCCAGUGCUAUUUUGACCAAAAACCCGUGCAAACAAUACUGGCAAUAAUUCAGCAAAAAGAUGAUUUUUAACCCUGACAGCUUUAUAUCCUUUGUUGUGUUGGUGAUGGGGAUCUGUAUGUAAGAGGAGGGGUAACUGGGUUUGGGACCAUCUCCAUGCUUUAAACUGAAAGUCCUGAAAGAAACGGUGGGAUGACAUUGGAUUAGUUUUACAGACCACAAAGUCCUCUCUACAGCUGGUCACAGUAGCAUAGGGAGGAUUUUCAUUGUUUUCGGUUUUUGCCUGCACCCAGGAAUGUAUCCUGGUUGGAAAGAUGAGGUACUUGAUUUACUUAAAGAACUUGUAAUGUUUCAGUGAAUGUUUAAACUGGAAAGUCUUUGGGAUUUUUCUUGUGGAGGGGAGGGAUUUGGGUUGGGGCGGGGCGGGUAGUUUAAGGAGAGGGUGUUUUAGACUGAACAUGUUCAGUGGGUACGUUUAUUUUUUUGUCUGUAUAGCUUUCCUCCCCUCAGAAAAAAAAAGAAAAGUCUAUUUAUAUAUAGGCUUGUGACCUCGCUACCUCUGAUUACUCUUACUAUGUUGAUUAGUUCCUAUGUAAUUAAUUGUAAAAAGUGUGUAGAUUAUGGUAACGUUUCACCUGAUGCUUUAACCUGCCCAUCUCUCAACACAGGUUUUUAAUGCUCAUAGAUUUUACACAUUAAUAUUGUUUUUAGCUGUUGUUUUUACUUGUCAAAUAUAGCUUUUUUUUCGGGCGCCCUGCUCAGCGUGGCGCCGCCUCAAAGUGUACUGUAGCUUCCCGCCUGGAGCAAAUAGUGGUUAGUUUAGAUGUAUAGUGUUCCAAAGAUCUUAUGAAUGUUGAGGAGAACAGAGCUAACUAACAUUGCUAGACAAGUUCAUAACCAAAGUUUUUAAAAAAAAAGAUGUACUUAAGAUAUAUAGCAUACUAAAUUAUUUCACGUUUUAAUUUCUUUUUUUGCUGUAUAAAACAAAUUAUGAAUUAUAUUCUAAGUCCCAGACAAAGAAAUCCACUCUUGAUGGAGUUUUGGCCAAUGACUCUGAGACUGAGGAAGGUUCUUGUGGUUUUUUGCAAGGAAAAGCUUGUGCUGAUUGGUGGGCCGGUAUAAUUUAAACUUUACCACCUGACGACAAAAAUGGUAAAGUUUUUUUAAAAAGAAAAAAACGUGUUCCCCCCCCCGAACAUGUUUUUGGUUUCUUUUCUUUUUUUGUUUGUAUCCAGAGUCCUUAUCACUUUAUAUUCCCUGACUUUAAAAACAGGACUUGAUGACAUUGUAUGUGUUCUGUUCAGACCAAAAAAAGAAAAAGAAAAAAAAGAUAGGAAUUAUAAUCAGAAUUUUUAAUGUGAAGUUCAAGUUGCUUGUUAGUUUAUUUUUUUGAGCCAGACUUGUGAAAGCUUGUAAUAAGAAGGGAGAAGCAGAGAUGCACUGGACAGCCGGACAAACUCAUCGGUCUCCUUUUUUGUUUCUGAUUGUAUUCCAUUAUAUCACAUUUUAAAUUAUUUUAAACCUCCAAAGCUUUACCUCAUCGUAAGCAACCAUAAGAUGGGAAUGCCCCCUCUGUUGUCUGUCCAGUGUAUCUUCCUCUCAGCAUUUACACUGUGGAGCAUGAACCUUCACUACAAGUUUUUGGUAUAGGCAUUCCUCUAUUAUGUUCUGUCUUCUUGAUUUUUGUUUUUUUAAUUUUUAUUCCUCUUUCGUCCUCAUGUUAUGGUCUGUGAAAUGUUUGUUCUCAUAGGGAUGCAGCUACAGUUACACAAACAUCACUACUGUUUUAAGGUACCUGCGUCCUGGACUCCCAGAGUUGUUACUUGGUUAUGUUGGAUGUUGGUGUCUUUUGCUGUUUUAAGCAGUUGCUGUUUAGUGAUUGCAUGGUACAUCUAUGAAUUUUUCACACUCCCCCCCCCAACCCAAACCACAAACAUGUUAUUUAUCGCCUGAUCCACUGUUGCUUGUGACCUCUCCCAGCUUAAGAGGGAGUCCACAAUGCAUUGCCUUCAAACGUUAUUGUACUUGUCAGCACUUACUGCAGUACAGCGUAAUGUCUGUCAUGCAAAACGGUGUUUUUGUACAUCAAGAUCUCUAGCCAUCUCUGCAAAAAGACUUUGCAUUUGAAUGCUUGCUUGUUUGACAUAACGAAGAAAAAAAAACUACGAACUCCAAACUGUGACCAUACUACUACUAUUACUACUACUACUACUACUACUAGUACUACUACUAUUCAAAUACUUCAGGGAUUGUUCCGCAUCUGUGAAUGCAGACUCUCAGCUACAUUUGUAAGACAUAGUAUUGUAUCGAUUUCUCUGUAUUUUAAUCAUGGGAAAAGCAAAACACUAGUUUCAUAUUUAAGACAAAACAGGGGGGUACUACUUUUUUCAACUAACACAAAGAGCCUUGACAAAGGCGAGGCAGCUCGAAACAAGUCUACAUUUUUAGUUAGCGACACAGUAUGUUCAGAAAUAGUUGCAAAGUUGUACAAAGAACUUAAGAAGAAGAAGAAGAAGAAAAAAGAAAAAGCUCAUACCCAAAAUCCACAAACUAUUUUUUAAACCAAAGCACAUUUGAAUGAUUAUGGAACCAUGUGUGGCUCUAAAAAGAAACAUAUGUAUUUAUCUCAUUGUUUACAUAAACUUUUACAGUUUUACAGACCUCAGUCGAGGCUCGGCCGGUCAGAGAGGUGAUUUUUUUUAUUUCUAUUUUUAUUAUUUUAAAAAGAUGCUUUUCCACAGAGGUUGCUGCCAAAACAAAAGCAUAGCGUCAAACAUGGGGUGAACUGCUGCAUAUUCAAUGAAGGGGAGGGGUGUGUGGUUUAGGGGAACCUGGGGAACCCCCCCGCCCUCCUCUCUGCCAGCUGGCUUUGGGGUGACCCUGCGCCCCGGUCCCCCCUGCCCUCUGGCCUGUCUUCAGAUGGGAGCGCGGAGAUUGGGGGGUGGGCAGUGCGUCCUUGACGUAUUAAUCAAAAGGCAUUGUUAGUCAGGGUCUUUAGCUCAGUUUUCUCUGUUUACCCAAAAUGCACUUGAGCAUUACCUCCGCUGCUUGGGUCUCUUAUCGUGUGUAGGAGCGGGCUGUGGGUUAGUUUUAGUGACCUCUCUUCUCAUGCUGGCGGUUCUUGAAACCUAUCUGGAGAAUGUAGCUUUGAUUUGUUCACUGCAUGUAAACAGGCUUAACUGGUAGUCUUAACUGUGAAUGUUUUUCUGCUUUUUAUGAUAUUUUUUUUUUCGUUCGCUGCCUGUGUUCUGUGGGUAUAAAGCAGCACAAACCUCUGUCCGGCCGGGCCUCCUACAAAGUUGGUGCAAACACUUAUUGACAGUGUUCUUUUUUUAUCAAAUGUCUAUUGUCAGUGAUGAAUGUAUUUAUUUCUGGUCCUGCCCUCACCUCUGCAAAGAAUUUGCUCAGUGUGUGAGACUGAGGUGGAGGCAGGACCCCCUUUUUUUUUUUUUUGUUGUUUUGAGGAUUUCAAGCUGAGAAUCAAAAACGAGACACAAAACAUAGCCAUUAACCACAAUCUGUGAACUUUUUUUUUUUUGUGGGAGAUUUUAUUUUUUUCCAACUCAAAGAAAAAAAAAUGGCAUUUAAUAUCUUCUUUCUCAGUUACACCUGACAGUCUGUAAGGGGUUUUGAUUUCAUGUGACUCACGAUGGGUGUAUUUUUGUGCCCGUGUGUUCUGGUGUUCUCGCUGAAUGACCGCACACUAUGGGGAGUUGAACUUUAACCCCUUGUUGUGUGGUGUCUGUGGACACAGGCGGGAUGCUGUGACCUGCCUGUGCAGAACGGAGGCUACUGUAUCUUCUCAAGCUCGCUCUCCCUGGGUGUUGCCAUGCUGCUGCCAUUUAAAAAAUAAAUACAUAACACUCACACAGCAGAAACAUGCACAUAACCGACACUUCUCUCCGCUGAACGGUACGGCGUUCUCGUGACCAUUGUUACAUUUCUUGUCUUAAAAACCACUUCUUCUUUCUCUUCUACGUGACGUACAUGUUUUUAGUGUCUAUUAGUUGGGAGGAUUUUUAGAAAACGUUGGGUGAGAUAGCUUUACUAAGUGCACUUUGUAUGUUUUUCAAAGCCUCUGGGAAGGCCCGGGCGCUCUCAUAUCAGUUCCCCAUUUAACUUGACGGUUUACUCCUCGUCUUUCUCUUCUUACCUCAUCAUUGUUCCUGUGUGUUUGUUGAAGUAUCAUAUCAUUAUGCAGUGUUACAAAAGCUUUAAAAAGUGAAUAUACAAAGCAGGAAAUGCGACCGAGGGACCGUACUCGGCUCUGAGCAUUCAAAGUUUCCAUCUCAUGUCUUAGUAUUAUUGUUGUUCCACCUUACCGCCAUCCUCUCCGGGCGUUUUGUAUUGUAGAGGGGCUGGUCUGUCCAGUUAUCAUGGAGAUGCUCCUUCUUACCUCGGCAGACUAAAACCAAAGCCAGUUUUAAAAUGGCCUCCAGUGCCAUUUGAAGCAUUUCUAAGCUUUAUUGUCCCUUGCUUUAUCUCCGAUACACCUGAUCCCCCCUCCGCCCCUCCGCUUUAGCCCCUUGACCCGCCGUAAUCUCCGUUACUGCGCAGGCGUCUUUAUCCUCUGCCGCAUUUUACAUUUCACAUCAGUAUUUACUGUACCUCCAGCGGCGUCGUGCAGUAGUGACUGAAAAACACCAAAUUACCUCAAAAUUUUCAGUGUUUACAGAAAUGUGCUAUCUUGCCAUUACAUCUCAGCAUUUUUUUUUUUUUUUUGCCGUCCAUCUGUAACCAAAAUAUCCUUCUUUUUUUUUUUUUUUUAAAUGGAGUUUGUAGCAGCAUAUUUUAUCUGUUUUUGAAUUUACAAAAGGCACGGUGUCACUUUGACGUGCACUACAUGAACGGAUGAUUAGCUGCUAAAAAAAGAAAGGAGUACUUGAAAGAGUUGAUUAGUGGAGCUGCCCAUGAAGUGGGUGUGUCAAGCUUCCUCUCUGGUCUGUUUUCUUCAGGAACAUCCUCUCAAUAAUGUAUCAGGAUCCGUAGGCUGAGAGGCUCUGGAAUGGACAUGUAGGGUCUUUGCUGAUGAAUAAUUAAAAGGCCGAGAAGCUCUCCCCCCCCACCCCGUUGGCAAACACACUUCACAUGCAAAGGUGCACGCACACCCAGGUGCACUCUCGCUGGCAUGCAUGCGCGUACACCUCCACUCAUGCAAACACAGAUGCCACCGUCUAGACUUCAAAACACAACCUAACAUGCACACAUCAGUAUUUAAGGUGAGAUUCUGUGACCCCCUUUUUGUGGCUUUUGGCAGCACCCAGACUGGGCUCCCCUCUCUUUCUCUCUCUCUUUCUCUCUCUCUCUCUUUAUCUCCACUCCUCAGAGAGCUCGUAUUCAGGUCAGAGCCGCCGCCGUGCAUAGCGAUGGGGCUCGCAAACUCAAAGUGUCAUAAAAGUGUAAUACAGCUGACCUCAGCACUCACAACCUUGCAGUCUUAAUGUACAGCAGUGAGGAAAAAUAAACUGUUAUUUUAUGAUCUUUUCAUUAAAAGCUUGAUUGAAAACCAA